AUGUCGAACCUUAAAUCUCUUUUCCAGCCCCUCAAACUCGGCCCUACCACCCUCAGGAAUAGGGUCUUCAUGUCCGCUUUGACACAGAAUCGUUCCAUCCCCACGAACGUCCCCAAUAGGGGUGCUGGCUUGAUUAUCACAGAAGGCAUCCUCGUCGCUCAGCAAGGUACUGAAUGGCAGAAUGCUCCUGGUAUCUGGUCUCAAGAGCAGGUCAACGGAUGGAAAAAGGUCACUGACACCGUACACGAAGAGGGAGGCAUGAUUUUUGCUCAGCUUUGGCAUUUUGGACGCAUAAGCCACCCCGAUGCGCCUGAACAGAUUGCCUCAGGACUCCCCGUCUACGCACCUUCAGCAAUCUCUGCCCGAGGAGGAAAAUUCUGUUUCCUUCCAGGCGAGCCAGGCUACAUCACCCCUACUGCAAUCGACGACCCUCGCACUCUGCUUGCCCAGUGGAAGCAAGCUGCCAUCAACGCGAAACAGGCGGGGUUUGAUGGCGUAGAGAUCCAUGGCGCGAACGGGUACUUGAUCCACCAGUUCCUCGAUAGCACGUCGAAUCACCGGACAGACCAAUGGGGCAGGAGCGCUGAGAAUAGAGCUCGGUUCCCUCUUGAAGUCAUCAAGAUCGCAGUGGACAUAUGGGGUGCAGAUAGGGUCGGUAUCAAGUUGAACCCCGCCGGAGGGUAUAAUGAUGUCGGAAUGCCGCUUCAAGAGACGUUGGAUACGUUCUGGUACCUCAUCUCAGAGAUUGACAAACUCGGAAUCGCCUACAUUACGCUCAUGCGGUAUGCAGAGCAUCUCGAUCCUGUUAUUGACGGGGUUCAGCGCAUGACAAAGCAUGAUGUCCUCGAAACGUAUACCCCCUUGUUGAAGAAUCCGGCUACGAAAGUAUUCGCAAAUGCGUUGUUCACGGGUGAGGAGGCGGCGCGAUAUGUUGAAGACAAGAAAGUGGAUGGGGUGUUCUUUGGUAUUCCUUGGGUGGCGAACCCUGAUUUAGUGAAGAGGUUUGAGAAAGACGUUGCGCUGGAAGGGAAUAUUGAUUUCAUGACGCUGUAUGGGCAUGGAGGAACGGAGGUGGAUGAGAGGAAAGGGUAUGCUGACUAUCCUGCAGUGGCAUCUUAGAUAUCU
Molecule: messenger RNA, 1125 nt
Organism: Desarmillaria tabescens
Lineage: Eukaryota; Fungi; Basidiomycota; Agaricomycetes; Agaricales; Physalacriaceae
Exons: 6
Coding region: 1-1119 (372 amino acids)
Molecular function (GO): oxidoreductase activity; FMN binding
Source: RefSeq, a predicted model, not a curated record